UCCGACAGUCACCAUGGCCGCCUCCAUCCGCGCCAACUGCAGAAAGGUUGUCUGCAUUGGCCGUAACUACGCCGACCACAUCACAGAACUUAACAACACCAAGCCCAAGCAGCCCUUCUUCUUCCUGAAGCCUACCUCCUCCAUCCUUCUUCCAGGCGAGGGCCCCGUGCUGCGUCCCAAGGGCAUCAACCUGCACUAUGAAAUCGAGCUCGGCGUUGUGAUGGGCCGGACCGUUCGUGACUUGGACCCGACAGAUGAGAAGGGCGCUCUGGAUGCGAUCGAGAGCUACGUUCUUGCUAUCGACAUGACCGCCCGGAACGUUCAGGAGGAAGCGAAGAAGAAGGGCCUCCCCUGGUCGAUCGCCAAGGGGUUCGACACCUUCCUCCCUAUCUCGGAGGAGAUCAGCAAGGCACGCCUCCCCAACCCUCACGACGCCUUCCUGGAGCUCAAGGUCGGAUCCGACGUCCGCCAGUCCGACUCGACCAGCCUGAUGCUCUACCAGAUCCCCCGGCAGCUGGCCGAGAUCUCGCGCGUCAUGCAGCUCGAGAAGGGCGACAUCAUCCUCACCGGCACGCCCAAGGGCGUCGGCCCCGUCGUCUCCGGAGAUAUCAUGACUGCCACCAUCUCCGUCGGUGGCCAGGAGAUCUCCGAGGGUAGAAUCGAGGUCGCCGUUGAGGAUAGCACCGGCGCCUACGAGUACAAGGAGACCUAAAUGGAGAUCCUUCUCUGUUUUUUAGAUCUUCUCAUCUGUAAAUAUUCACAGAACGCUGAAAUACAGACAUACAUAGUACAUGAUCAACCGAAUAUCGUAAAGUAAGAAAAGGGAAAAAAAAAGGAACAAUAAACCCCGCCAAACAUAAGCCAUAAGUCAUUAUCAUUAUCAUCAUCCCAUGUCAAGACGUGAUUCGUAUCCAGACCCCUCACCACUCCUCGUCAGGGGGAACGAUA
Messenger RNA from Penicilliopsis zonata CBS 506.65, 948 nucleotides. RefSeq lists its product as hypothetical. Gene Ontology annotation, molecular function: acetylpyruvate hydrolase activity. Gene Ontology annotation, cellular component: mitochondrion. The transcript is spliced from 3 exons. Lineage: Eukaryota; Fungi; Ascomycota; Eurotiomycetes; Eurotiales; Aspergillaceae. The record is from RefSeq and is a predicted model, not a curated record. The coding region runs from base 14 to 712 and encodes 232 amino acids.